UUACCAUCAAUCAGCAUCAAAUUACCCCAAUUUUUAACUGGACAAACCGAGACUGAUUCUAGAUUGGAGGAAUUGAAGAAACAACUCGAAUCCGAAGAAAGCCCAUUCAUGAUUGAUAACGGAAUGAUUUUAAGAGCUGCCCCAAAACAACAUCCUUCUUAUAGAAAGAGAAGACAAAAAUUAUACGCUCCAGGAGAUAAACAAAUCCAACCUUUAAACAAUAUAGUUAGAUGUCCAGCCUGUGGCCACGUUAAAAGAUCCCAUUUCAUGUGUAUGCACUGUUUUGCUGAAAUUAGAACUUUCUUAAAGGAAAAGAAGAAGCAAUUACAAGAAUACAUCGAACCUCCUCAAUCGAAUUUAGAUCCUGUUGAUCAUAGAAUCUUAUAUCUUUCUCUGGAGCCAGGUAAAUCAAAGAAGAAGCCUGCCAGUCUGUCAAUCCCCAUGAGAGAAGAACCUCUUCCAUUCGAUUCUCAACAUGUCAAGCAUCCUAAAAAG
Messenger RNA from Hyphopichia burtonii NRRL Y-1933, 495 nucleotides. RefSeq names its product mitochondrial 54S ribosomal protein bL32m. The record is from RefSeq and is a predicted model, not a curated record. Gene Ontology annotation, molecular function: structural constituent of ribosome. Lineage: Eukaryota; Fungi; Ascomycota; Pichiomycetes; Serinales; Debaryomycetaceae. Gene Ontology annotation, cellular component: mitochondrial large ribosomal subunit. Gene Ontology annotation, biological process: translation.